This is a messenger RNA of Syzygium oleosum, 991 nucleotides long. Its product is annotated as peptidyl-prolyl cis-trans isomerase FKBP16-3, chloroplastic. Gene Ontology annotation, molecular function: peptidyl-prolyl cis-trans isomerase activity. Bases 42 to 791 code for a protein of 249 amino acids. Lineage: Eukaryota; Viridiplantae; Streptophyta; Magnoliopsida; Myrtales; Myrtaceae. The transcript has 7 exons. The record is from RefSeq and is a predicted model, not a curated record.
CAUAAAUAAAGUGGCGAGAAGAUAUCGUUAUCCAGUGCGGGAUGGACGUUACUCUUUCUCGUUUUCUUUCCACAAGGGAAGGGAUGAUGGCUGCUUCCUCUGUUUCCUCUCUCUUCCUUCCUUCCCCUGCUCCUGGUUUGGAUAGUGGUAAAACCUCAUGUACGAGUUUUCAAAGCAAUGCUGGGAGAAGACUUGGAGGCCCAUUUGUGCGGUGUUCUGGUGCAGUACCCAAGGUUUCAAAUGUAGUGAAACGUGGUGGGCAUCUAACCUCAGUCAAACGUCGGGAUGCCAUCGGAUUGUUGUGCGGACUAUCUAGUUUCUUCAUCAACUCAUUUGAUGUGAAUGGAGCUGGCUUACCACCAGAGGAAAAGCCCAAAUUAUGUGAUAGUACUUGUGAGAAAGAGCUUGAAAAUGUGCCAAUGGUAACUACAGAAUCUGGUCUGCAGUAUAAGGAGAUAAAAGUCGGCCAAGGCCCUAGUCCACCAAUUGGAUUCCAAGUAGCUGCUAAUUAUGUUGCUAUGGUUCCAUCUGGACAAAUAUUUGACAGCUCACUGGAGAAAGGCCAGCUUUAUAUAUUUCGGGUUGGCUCUGGUCAGGUGAUCAAGGGACUUGAUGAAGGGUUACUGAGUAUGAAAGUUGGAGGGAAGCGUCGACUGUACAUUCCGGGAUCAUUGGCGUUCCCAAAAGGUCUCACUUCAGCUCCAGGAAGGCCGAGGGUGGCUCCAAAUAGUCCUGUUAUCUUCGACGUCAGUCUGGAAUACAUACCGGGACUCGAAGUGGACGAAGAAUGAUAGAACCAGUUGGCCUUCUUCUGUACUCUGAUAACUGCACGAGCUUGGAUGCUACAUCCAUUUCGCUACUUUCAAGGUGUCAUUGGGUUAAUUCAUUGAUUUGAUUGCUACAACAGAGAAAUAUAGUCGACUUGGAACUCAAACUCCACUUAAAAUAUGUCCGGAAAAUUCGAACUUUUGACAGAUGGAUUGCGUCAUAC